AUGUCGGCAGUUCGCAAACCCCUCAAGAAAUCUAAUUUGCGCCGGAGUAUCGCAUUCGAAGAUCUAACACAAGAUGAAGACCAUACGUCGAAAAUCGAUACUCCCAGCGACGAUAGCUCCUUAAACAAACCCCCGAGCGUCAAAACGACCUCUUUCAAAAAGAAAAAGAGACCCGCAUCUUCCCGUCUCUCCUUUGGAGUAGGCGAUAUAAUAUCUGGCUCCGAUGCUGAGAAUCUCGAGGAAGAUGAAUCGUUUACGUUGGUGAAGAAACCUCUUUCGAGGAAGGUUACAGAGGGAAAUGCGAAGAAGAUUAAUACGAGGGUACCAUUGCCGAUGAGGACGAGGGAUGAAGAUGGGGAUGGAGAUGGGGAUUCAGAUAUGGGAAGACCGAGUUAUAGUAAAGACUACUUGAAAGAAUUAAAGAGCUCGCAGGCUUCUGCCAUGAGAGAAUUGGCCGAUGUAGAAGUUGGGGGAGGAGAAGAACCGUUCCUCGAUGCGAGUGAGCUGGAGGGAGCAAUGAUUGUGGAUUUACACGGGAACGGAGAUAUAGUUGGAGGAUUUGGAGGGAGUGCUGCGAUCAUACCUACCGAAGCGGAAAUUAGAGAAAAGAAAGAAAGAAGAGCGAGAAUGGCGAGGGAAAAAGAUUUCAUCUCGUUAAAUGAUGAUGAACCAGAUGGAGGAAGAAUUACCUCACUUCUUCCCCGACAAAAGAAACCAGAAUCAAGAUUAGUGCGCGACGAUAAAGAAAUCAUGGAAGGAUUUGAAGAAUUCGUAGACGAUGGACGGAUUUCUUUGGGGAAAAAACAAGAACGCGAGGAGAAACGACGUCGGAAGAAAGAAAUGGCAGAUCUGAUCCAACAAGCCGAAGGAAGCUCGGAUGAAGAAAGUGAUGAUUCAGAAGCGGAAAGAAGAGCCGCUUAUGAAGCUGCCCAAACGAGAGCAGGUAUGGAUGGUCUUCAUAAACAUGAUGAUGCGGCUGCCGCGAGGGAAGAAAAUCAGGUUCCGGCGAGAAUCACACCGAUUCCGGUGUUAUCGGAGUGUUUGGAAAGAUUACAGAAUACGUUGAGUACGAUGGAACUUGAAUUAUCUAAGCGAAAAAAGAAAAUUGAAGAAGGAGAAAAGGAAAAACUGGAAAUUGGGAAAAGGGAACAGGAAGUUCAAGUGUUGUUAACGCAAGCGGGUCAGAGAUAUGCGGCGCUCAAAGCAGAUGCGAGUAUCAAGGAAUUGGAAAUGAAUGAUGUGAAGGGUCUCGUGGAUGCUUCUAGCGAGAUGGCAAAAGAGAAGAUUGGAGCUGGUGAUAGGGGGUUGGAGAGCUUUGGGAAUACACCGGUGAGGAGGGACGAGGUUGUUGAUGGGUCUUGA
Botrytis sinoallii is the source of this 1362-nucleotide messenger RNA. RefSeq lists its product as uncharacterized. Bases 1 to 1362 code for a protein of 453 amino acids. The record is from RefSeq and is a predicted model, not a curated record. NCBI's taxonomy places the organism in Eukaryota, Fungi, Ascomycota, Leotiomycetes, Helotiales, Sclerotiniaceae. Gene Ontology annotation, cellular component: U2-type post-mRNA release spliceosomal complex. Gene Ontology annotation, biological process: spliceosomal complex disassembly. The transcript has a single exon.